CUGGCGCAGGGAGCCGUGUGGGGCGCCGCCGGAACUGCAGAGGUGACCUCGGCCCAGCGCUCCAGCGCCGGACGUGGCCGUGGGCGCCGCGGCCUCCGAGUACCGGAAGGGCCGGGCCUGUGCGCUCCUGGGAGCCGUGGACCAGCGGCGAGCGCGGCGGGAGGGGUUACGAGCGGGUCUAGUUUCCGUUUUCCUCUGUCUCGUCCGGAAAGCCGGAAGGUGUAGGGGCAGAGCGACGGGCCGACGUACCCACUCUGUCCCUCACGAGUAUGGCCACAAGGGUGCCCAUUCCUCCCUGGGCCGCACCCCUUAAAGCGGUUUUAGGGUACGCCUGUAUGGACCCAUCUUCCAAAGUAAAAUAUUGGCCUUUAGCCGUUUCGAAAUUGAUCCUCGAUUCAGUGAUGCAGAUCCUUUCAGGGUGCCUAAAAGCCACAGCCCAGCUUCCAGAUGCAGCCUGAACCCAGCCGGUGUGAAGAGGAGACCCCUUCCCUCUUGUGGGGUUUGGAUCCUGUGUUUCUAGCCUUCGCAAAAUUCUACAUCAGGGAUAUCCUGGACUUGAAGGAGUCCUACCAGGUACCAGGUAUAUUUUUGUACAAUGGGCAUCCAAUAAAACAGGUAGAUAUCCUGGGAACUGUAAUUGGAGUGAGAGAAAGAGAUGCUUUCUACAGUUAUGGAGUGGAUGAUAGCACUGGAGUUAUAAACUGCAUCUGUUGGAAAAAGUUGGACAAUACUGAGCCUUCGUCAGCUGCUCCAAGUGCAAGAGAGCUGAGCUUAACCUCCCAGCUUACGAAGCUGCAAGAGACCAUUGAGCAGAGAACAAAGAUAGAAAUUGGAGACAUUAUCCGGAUCAGAGGUUAUAUCCGCACAUACAGAGAAGAGCGAGAAAUUCAUGCAACUGCUUAUUAUAAAGUUGACGAUCCAGUGUGCAGCAUUCAGAUUGCAAGGCUGCUUGAGCUGCCCAGCAUCUACCGGAAGAUUUAUGACCGGCCUUUCAGCAGCCCAGCCCUAGAGAAAAAAGAGGCACUAAGCAGUCAUUCAGGUGCCUUGGAUCUUGCCAGUCUUACGUGUUUGCUGAGUGAGAAAGCCAAAGAAUUCCUUGUGGAGAACAAAGUACAAACAUUUUACCAGCAGGAAUUGGAAAUGGUGGAGUCACUGCUGUCAAUUGCCAAUCAGCCUGUGAUUCACAGUACCUGCUCUGAACUAGCAGAUCUUAGGAAUGACACCACUUCCAAGGCAAUUCAUAAUAUAUUUAAGAAUGCUAUACAGCUGCUGCAGGAUAAAGGACUUGUUUUCCGGAAAGAUGGUGGUUUUGAUAACCUAUAUUACGUAACCAGAGAAGACAAAGAACUGCACAGAAAGGUCCACCGAAUCAUUCAGGAAGAUUGCCAGAAGCCAAAUCAUGUGGAGAAGGGCUGCCACUUCCUGCACAUCUUGGCCUGUGCACGCCUGAGCCUCAGCCCCAGCCUGAGUGAAACUGUGCUGCAGCAGGUUCUGGAUGUCCUGGAGGACCAGAGUGACAUCGUCAGCACCAUGGAGCACUACUACAUAGCGUUCUGAGCAGAGGCCAGCCCAUGGCACAGGGCUGAGCCGGGCCGAGGGGGAGAAAGACCAGGGGAUGGUCAUUCCCAGGCUCUGAUUUUAAGCAUCAUGUGGAAGCUUAUAGGUUUGGAGGCAGUUAGCUCUUCAUGAACUAUGCAGUAUGGCCAUUUGAGGAAUGGAAUUUGGCAGAAGUGCUGUAGGCUGCCUUCUACCGGCUGUGUCCUUGGGAUAAAAUAAUUCUUUUUUCAGCUACAACAUGCAAGAAAACUCUCCUUGUUGACUUCCUGACUGGAGUGGAUAAUGCUGUUGGAGCAGAAGGGGAAGAAACAGUAUCAGUGGCUAAAUCAGUGCGUGUAUGUGUGUUUUGAGGCUCUGUCAUGGUAAAGGGACAUCACAUGGUAAAGCCCAGGUAUGGCAGGAACUGAAGAGCACACAGCCAUAUCACACAGAUCUAAAACUUUUUAAAACUUCAGACGAUCAGGUGCAUUCUUGGGGGUCUCUCGUAAGGGUUAAGAAUCCAGUGUAGGGGACCAGGUCUCCCAGAUGGUUGUUGCUGACCUCUGAUUUCUGAGGGUCAAGCACCAAUAGUGGGUCUUGAGUCCUGCAUUGAAUUCUGUUUACAGACCUACCUGAGAUGGGAGUAAGUGGAUCCAAGGAAUGAAUCUGUCAUUUUCCUUAUGAAUCAAAAGAUGCCUCAGUACAUUUCCCUGCACUUGAAGACAGAUGUAACUAAAUACAUUGUCCCUUAAUGCCCUGGAGUUCCCAGAGGCUGUCAGCCAGUUGCCUGGCGGCUGUAGAUGUUAUUUUCAGGGUUACCAUUGAAUAUACAGGACAUCCUGACACCAUCCAGACAGACUCUGUAUGUGCCCAGACAGGUGAUGGAGUCAUGCUUUUGCUCAGAAUCACAAGGUAAGGGGAAAAAAAUCUGAGGUAUGUAGUAGGCUUGUUCUAACGGCAAAAUGACAAAUCCAGCCAGCAAAAAUAAAGUGUGGAGAAAGAUUUGGAGUUAAUUACAGUCAUUUCACAAAAGACACAUCUGCCUUCAUCUGCUACUUUUCAGACAAUUGAAUAAGCUCUCAGUGGCUCUUCUUAAAAGCCUACAGGCCUAGAGAGUUGUUCUGCUCUGCGUGGAAAUGGAUUGGUUUUCACGCUCAGAAGUCAGCUGCAGCUCCAUAUAUCAGGCUUCCUGUCGUGGGCUUUUCUGACUUGACAUAAACCUCUGCCCUGGAUCUGACAGUGAUUACCCAGAUGGCUGCCCUGUAUCCUCCCUGUCUUCAGAAGGGUCCCUGUAGAAUUGGGUAUACCUGGAAUGACAUCCCAGCAGUUCUUCCUUGAGGUCAGCAGUUCUUCCAUCUUGAAUAGAUCUUGGAUUAUUGGGGCUGUCGAGGAAGAAGUCUUGACUCAGAACAUGAAAAGGGCAUAUCCUUCACACAGCAAACCAGCUUAUAGGGUUUAUACCAAGUAAAUGAUCACACAGGUGUGAAAGGGUGAAUACAGAAUACACAGAUGCCAACUGCCAUGUAAUUCCAAAUUCUAUAAUUGGGGAAAAUAUUUAUGGUGAAAAAUUAACUGGAUAAAACUAGGGACAGCUUAUGGACAAGCGUACAUUAACACCAUGCUCACAAAUACAUUUGAGAAGUGCCAUAUAAAUAUAUACAUCAAACAGAUUAUUGGAACCACCAAAGUGAUACACUCGUUACCUCUGAAAGGUGAGAGAUCAGAUGCUUUUAACUAUAUCCCUGUGCUUGGAUGUUAUUACAGUUAGCAAGUGUCAUUUCUACAAAAAUCAUCAAGCUGUUUUUCACUCCCCACCCCAUGCUCACAUAAUCUGAAUCAUGAAUGAACUAAGAAUAAGAUGGACCUUAUAUCCCCAGCAGCAUAAGAACUCUGAGAAGAUGAAGGAAGUUCUUGGAAACUUCUUUGGGGCUAACCACAUUUGGGUCACAGGUCAUAUCGACGAGCCACCAAGAACUUCCCCUGAAGUGGAGGGAGACUGAGCAACACUCCAGCUCCCUUGGUGUGCACCCGUUUCUGGAAGCAUGAACACUGCAUGUAGUAUGAAGGCGAGAAGACAAAUAGUGCUUCUGUCUGGUCAAGGAUUUGUUUAAAGAUACUUGAUCAUCCCCAUCUGGUAAGCUACCAGUGCUUCUCAUCCUUGAAAGACGCUUCUUUGUAAUUAUUUCUCCCUCUGAUAAUGUGCCAAGACACUGGUCGAGAGAAAGCCAAGUGAAAAGAAUCUAUUCAGGGAUGAGGAACCCCAGACUGGGUGCCAGGUAUUGAAACCAAGCAAACUUGUAAUUUUCCACUGGAGGAAACAUCCAGACUUACCAGUGUGGUUUCUGCUCUACAAGUGGCCUUUACAGAAGUUGUCCCAAAGAAGCAUCGUAGUGUUUCCUCACUGAGUUACAUAAAGCAUAUGGGCAGAUGCAAGAAGACCAUGAUAAGGUUUGCUGGAGAACACAGCAGCAGCCACUGGAAAGUGAAUCUCCAGAGACAUCUUUCAGCUUUUAGUACAUACAACCUCAUUCUUUAAAAGAAUUUUAAUGACAAAAAGUACAAAGAAGUGGGGAAAUGGUCUACCACUUCCAGAUAUUGUGUAUUUUUUUAGAUCAUAUGUAUGUUAUUAAAACAAUAACAUGUUAAUAUUUUGUCUAUGCUUCUAGAAAAAAAUACAUGUCAGCAUUUAUAUGCAUCCAUAUGAUCCUAUUAUGUUGGAGAGGUUUUUUUCUACUUUAGCAUACAAGAUUGACCACAUUUUUAAAAAUAGUUACAUAAUUCCAUUGUGUGGCUGCCCCUUAUUGUAUUUAACCAGACCCCUAUUGAAAAACAUUGAAUUGGUUUCCAGUCUGUUGCUAUUGUAACCAGUCUUCAGGAAACUUCCUUGUACAUUUUUCUCUUGUUGGCAUACAUAUGCAAGUAUAUUUUUAUGGUCAGUUUUUAGCAGUACAACUGCCAGAAGAAAGGGCAUGAGCAUUUAAAAAUUUGAAUAGACAUGGACAAGUUAUCCAUUGAAAAGACAGAUCUAUUUUUAUAUACCUGUCAAUAAUUCAUGAGUCUACUAGUUUGCUCACAAACUCACCUACAGGUUUGUAUCAUCAAUAGUUUUAAUUGCUGUUCAUCUGAUAGGUAAAAACAAUUUCUGGUUUUUGUUCACAUUUAUAUUUCUUUAGGUGUGAAUCAUAUUGAGCAUCUUUAAGACAGAUGUAGUCCUGCCCUGGAAUUGCCCAUUACUUCCAGCCGUGCCUGAGGACAGCCUGGGUCAUAUGUUCUGCAGUAGAAUCAGUCCAGAUGCCAGCUGCUAAGGUCCUAGUUAAUUCACAGCCAGAAUUAAAAUCCUUAAGAACUUAAAUCUCAGGGUUCCCACUGGGCUACUGCAAGUGCUUGGGCACAUGUCUGCCCAAAUAUAAUAUAUUAUAAAUAAUAGACUAAGGCAGUGAUCUUUUUAAAACCAAUCACUGUAUUAUUGUUUAGACCUCUCGUAGACCAGACGCCAUUCACUGUGGUCAGUGACUUUGUCCCCAGUUGAAUUAAUGUGAAAAACUACGGUUGUUUUUAAGUGCUAAUUAAGUGGAGAAGAUAGUUUUAGUAAUACAAAUGGUUGUAGUGCUACUUCCACUUUAAUCAGCAUAGCCUGGUCAUAAUGAGGUGACACUUGCAUUUUUGUCAUUGCAUGGGUUUGGUACAGUUAAUUGGGGCACUGGGCAGCAACCCUUUUGAUAAUCUUGGCUAGAAAUUGCUUCCUCAAGGAGAAGGAUUUUCUGUUGUUGUUCUGAGGAUAAUCAGUGAAUGAAGGAAAUAAAGCACGGGUGAAGAUAGUAUCCUUCCAUUUUUUAGCUCUACUUUAGAGCAGUGGUGGUGUUUGUUGCACAGGCUGUGAUGUGUGGCAUAGUUAACUUGUGAUAAGUACUGACUUUUGUGAUGGAAACGUGAAUGAUUAGUUUAUUCCAAUAUAAAUUAAGUGGCAGGAUAAUAUACUGAGCUAUUAGCUUGGAGGUUUGUUUUCCUGCAUUUUAUUUAUUCUUUCUGAGCUGGAAACCAGCUAUGCAUCAGGGAGGUUUGGUUUGAAAGCCAAGCGCUGAGGUGGUUUGUGCAGACAGCCUGGCUUAUAUUUUCUGAAAGCCUGCAGCCUGGUAAGGAUGGGACAUCAGUGGACUCCAGGCUCUGCAGACCAGAGUGUGCUCCCUACAGUGCCUGCUGCUGGUAGCACGCUGGCAGAACUUACAUGGCGAGGCUGUGCGGUGUUUCUCAGAGGCUUAGAGCCUCAGCCUAGGA
Messenger RNA from Manis javanica (Malayan pangolin), 5811 nucleotides. The record is from RefSeq and is a predicted model, not a curated record. Lineage: Eukaryota; Metazoa; Chordata; Mammalia; Pholidota; Manidae.